AUGUCAGCCGAUCUCUCCGGCUUCCUCACUGUCCUCGGGGGCACCAUCGAUGGUGACGGUCUCACCUGGUCCAUUGGGGGACCCUCCAAAGCAAACGCCGGAAUUGGCCUGCUUGGUGUCCCCCAAGGAAUCUCAGGCUCGCACAACAAGUACGAGUCCGAUGCCUCUCCCAGCCGUGGAGACCUGUACCUCGACGGUAACGACUUUACCCUGCAAAUGGAUCAGUAUCAACAGCUUUACGACGCUGGUCAAGCAAAUGGGGAUAAUUACGAUCUUCCACUGCUUACCGAUUUCCGCUCUCAGCGAUUUGACCAUUCCGUUCAGAACAAUCCUUACUUCUUCAAUGGACCGUUCACUGGCGUGCUAGUCCAGCCUGCGGCAUACACCUUCAUCUACCGCUUCAUGAGCAACAAGUCAGCUGAAUACCCAGCCGGAAGACUCAACGGCGAUGUCUUGAACUCUUUCUUCAGCGUCACCAAGAAUGCAGACGGAACCCUGACCCACACUCCCGGUCACGAGCGUAUCCCAGAUAACUGGUACAAGCGCGCCGUCGGUGACGAAUACAGCAUCCCUUUCUUGCAAGCCGACACACUCCUCGCAGCCGCGAAAUACCCCAAAUUCCUCAACAUCGGUGGUAACACCGGCACACCCAGUACCUUCACCGGGGUCAACGCCGAGGAUCUCACAGGCGGUGUAUACAACACGCGCACUUUAACGGAAGGCAACAACCUCGCUUGCUUCGCCAUGCAGUUUGCCGUGCAGGCGUCGCCGGAUCUCAUCCAGUGCAGCGGGGUGCUGAAUGGUCUGACGAGUGCGAUGCAGAGGCUUACGGGGCAGGCGGCGACGAGUUUGUCGGCGCUGAGUUGUCCGCAGUUGACGAAGAUUGAUGACGAUCAGUUUAAGCAGUUUCCGGGGUAUGCUAAUUUGGAUUGUAAGACUGGGACGUACUAG
Molecule: messenger RNA, 951 nt
Organism: Cadophora gregata
Lineage: Eukaryota; Fungi; Ascomycota; Leotiomycetes; Helotiales; Ploettnerulaceae
Exons: 3
Coding region: 1-951 (316 amino acids)
Molecular function (GO): peroxidase activity
Source: RefSeq, a predicted model, not a curated record